UCUCUUUCAAGAAUCUCAAGAAAUAUACAACCAAUGCCCUUUUGCAGAUAUAAAAAAACAGAUCUUUAAUAAAUAAAUGUGCAUUGAUGUGCAUCGGUACAUUAGGUGCAUGUAGUUUUAUUACAUUUAUCAAUUGAAGGGCCAUUGUUAUCAAGUUAACCCACAUUCGUGCUGAUUCAUACGAUCUGGAGAUCUGCAAGGCCACAAAGAGAUUUUUUAAACGGCUCGGUUGGUCUCUCUCGAGCUCGUGGUAUAACAUGUUAAAUCCGUCGGAACGCAUCAGUUAUAUGCAAGACAGCAGCAGUGAUACAGAGACUGAUUACAAAGAGGAAAGGCAUCGCUUGUACAAAAAUAGGCUAAGUUGUGGUGGCUCGUCGAAGCCGAAAUCUUGUCUGGUACAGAGGGACAGCAGUGGCGAUCGGCAUUGUCAUUCUUUCAAUUCCGGCAGAAAUUCGCAGGUCACGAAAUUCAUUAACAGAAUUCGUUCAAACGUCAAUAUGGCCAAACAGAGUCAGACUCAAAAUCAAAACAGUAGCAAAGACAACACAAUGUCGGGAGGAUCGGCGACAGCAUCUAUUACUGGAGUUAGCAAUCAGCCAGCUAGCGAUGAAAGAAUUACACUCAUUGUCGAUAAUACCAGAUUUAUUGUUGAUCCGGCUUUAUUCACAGCGCAUCCCAAUACAAUGUUGGGUCGUAUGUUCAGUUCAGGUGUAGAAUAUGCUCAACCUAAUGAACGUGGAGAGUAUGAGGUUGCCGAUGGCAUUUCUGCCAUGGUUUUCCGCGCUAUCCUAGAGUAUUAUAAGGGCGGAGUAAUUCGGUGUCCCCCGACUGUAAGUGUUCAAGAACUACGAGAAGCUUGCGACUAUCUGCUAGUGCCUUUUGAUGCUAGCACUGUAAAAUGUCAAAAUCUCAGAGGAUUGCUACACGAAUUGUCGAAUGAAGGUGCACGCUGCCAGUUCGAAGUAUUCUUGGAGGACUUGAUUUUACCAUUGAUGGUGAACAGUGCACGACGCGGUGAUCGCGAAUGCCACAUUGUUGUCUUGCUCGAAGACGAUGUUGUCGAUUGGGAUGAGGAGUAUCCACCUCAAAUGGGAGAAGAAUAUUCCCAAACUGUCAAUAGUACGGCAAUGUAUCGCUUUUUUAAAUAUAUCGAGAACCGAGACGUGGCUAAGCAAGUAAUGAAAGAGCGCGGUCUCAAAAAAAUCCGUUUAGGCAUCGAGGGUUAUCCGACUUAUAAAGAGAAAGUGAAGAAACGCGCCGGUGGUCGCGCUGAGGUCAUAUACAAUUAUGUUCAGCGACCCUUUAUCCACAUGUCUUGGGAAAAAGAAGAGGCCAAGAGUCGUCACGUUGACUUUCAGUGUGUUAAGUCCAAAUCAGUGACGAAUCUCGCUGAAGCCACAGCCGAUCCUGUUCUGGAUGCUGCUGGAAAUCCUAUGCUUCUUCAGGUUGCUGAAGGGGCAGUCUCUCAACCAGAAGUGGUUGGGCUUCCUAUGGGUUCGGAUGCUGAUGUGGAUGGACCAAUGGGACCUGGCGAUCAAGACUUGGGCCCAUUACCAUCUGAUGAGUUACCAUAAAAGAUAAAAAUAAGUUAGGACUGGAUUUAGAAAUCCCAAAAAAGGAAACGAACUUUAAAAACAUAUUUAUAAAAUCUUUAAAGAAAUUCUUGAAAAAAAUCUUGUAAUUUAUUAUGAAGAAUGGAAAUUGAAUUCUGGACACGACUGUACUAGAUUGUUAAAUAAAAGACUGAAGUGCAUUUGACUUUGAAUCGUUACAAAUUUAACUUCGAAGACUUUGGAAUCCAGUGGAUCUUGAUGACAAAAAAUGUUAUACCCUGAGAAUUUCCUAGGAUGCGUAUCCUGAAAGUUUAAAAAAAGGAGCGAAUCUAUUAUUUACGACGUAAUUUCCAUAUGAUACAGAUCUAUGCAAUUCCAUUCAAAGAAAUAUUUAUUUAUAUUGAAUGAUUCACAGAAAAAAAAAUUUUUUAAUUGUAUUAU
Molecule: messenger RNA, 1994 nt
Organism: Acromyrmex echinatior (Panamanian leafcutter ant)
Lineage: Eukaryota; Metazoa; Arthropoda; Insecta; Hymenoptera; Formicidae
Product: BTB/POZ domain-containing protein 10
Biological process (GO): positive regulation of phosphorylation
Cellular component (GO): cytoplasm
Molecular function (GO): protein binding
Source: RefSeq, a predicted model, not a curated record